This is a messenger RNA of Hemisphaericaspora subhashii, 444 nucleotides long. RefSeq names its product C-terminal helicase domain-containing protein. Lineage: Eukaryota; Fungi; Ascomycota; Pichiomycetes; Serinales; Debaryomycetaceae. The record is from RefSeq and is a predicted model, not a curated record. The transcript has a single exon. The coding region runs from base 1 to 444 and encodes 147 amino acids.
AUGCAAAGAUUCAAAGGAACGAGAUGUCCAUUAGUCAAGUUCUUAGCUCCUGAUGGCAUAAAUACCAGAACUGUCCUUGUAGAACCUGAACAGUGGACGGUGGAGGAUGAAGAAGGAAAUGUCUUAGUUUCAAGAAUUCAAUUCCCACUUAUUUUAGCUUGGUCACUUUCGAUCCAUAAGUCGCAAGGUCAGACAUUAGCGAGGGUCAAGGUUGAUUUAAGGAGAAUCUUCGAAACAGGUCAGGCAUAUGUUGCAUUAUCAAGAGCGGUGUCGAGACUGGGGUUGCAAGUGUUGAAUUUUAACGAGAGUAAAGUUAGGUCACAUCCGAAGGUGAUUGCGUUUUAUAAUAGUUUAACGACAGGGGAGUGGUAUAAAGGGGUAGGACCACGGCAGCAGACUUUAGGUUUUGAGAGAGAAGAAGUUGAAGUUUCCAUAGACAGGUAA